AUGAGAAAACUACGAGGGGAACCACUACCUGAACGGCUGAACCUUCUUCCCUUUCUUCCAAUGGCAGCCGCGACCUCUAUCUUCCUCGAGGAUCUCCCCGACGACAUCCUCCUGCACAUCCUCAGCCAUCUCGAUGGCCCCUCUCUCGCCGCCGCCGGCUGCUCAUCUUCCCAUCUCCACCGUCUCUCCUCCCUGCCUUCCCUCUGGCUCAACCUAUGCGUUUCAAACUAUCCCUCCCUCCUCCUCCUCCCUUCCCUACCCUUCUCACCCCGCUCCUUCUUCUCCCUCGCCUUCCCCCUCUCUUCUUCUUCUUCUUCCCCUACUGCCCAAUCCUCUCCCGAUUUCGUCUCCUCCUUCGUCGAUCUCCGCUACCGCGGUGUCCCCAUCCUCUCCCGCAUCAUCUCAACCGACACCCGAUCGCCCCUGUUCUUUUCAUCCCUCUUCCGAUUAGACGCGAUAGACGGCCAUCUCCGGCCAGAUCCCGCGUUCUCGCCGGCUGAUCUGGAGAUGAGCUGGGUAAUGGUGGACCGGACCGGAGAUCGCGUGGUCGAUCUGUCCAGCUGGAAGCCGGUUUCCAUGGAAUCGAACUGGUUCAGCGGGGAUGUGCGGGUCCGGUUUGCGACGGCGGUGGGUGAGGGGCGAGCAGUGGUGGUUCCGACAGUGAUGUGCAGUGUUGUUGGGGUGAGGGAGGUGUUGUUGAUGGUGGAGGACGGAGAUGGGGUUCCAAUGAAUGGAACAGAUAGUAUGGUGGUGAUCGGGGAAAUGAUGGAUGGAGAUGCCAAAGCUGAAGAAAUCAGUUCAGUUGAAGAACUGAUUGCGAAGGCUUAUUUAGCAAUUGACAAAGCAGUAAAAUCAGGCACUUUGCAUAAGAACACUGGAGCACACAGGAAGUCACGCCUUGCAAGGAGGAAGAAGACCAUUGAAAUCCACCAUGGUUGGUACAUUCCUGCCGUUACUGCUUGA
This is a messenger RNA of Dendrobium catenatum, 963 nucleotides long. Its product is annotated as probable F-box protein At2g36090. Gene Ontology annotation, molecular function: structural constituent of ribosome; RNA binding; protein binding. Gene Ontology annotation, cellular component: ribosome. Gene Ontology annotation, biological process: translation. The coding region runs from base 1 to 963 and encodes 320 amino acids. The transcript has 2 exons. NCBI's taxonomy places the organism in Eukaryota, Viridiplantae, Streptophyta, Magnoliopsida, Asparagales, Orchidaceae. The record is from RefSeq and is a predicted model, not a curated record.